CGCACUUGUAACUCCUUUGGUGUUGCAGGCAUCCAUUGCCCGCGCUGAUUGCUUACCAUCAGUGGAAUAUGCUAAAAGUGGAAGAUCGGGGUGCAAAGCAUGUAAUGCGACAAUUGAUCAAAAUGCUGUUCGAAUCGCUGUUUUGGUGCAGUCUUCUCACUUUGAUGGCAAGGAAAAAAGAUGGCAUCAUGAAAAUUGUUUCUUUAAAUCAAACCAGCCUGCUUCUACUGCCGAGAUUGGCAAUUUCUGUAACCUUAAGAUUGAUGAUCAGAUGAGAAUUAAAAGUAAAAUUGAAAAAUCAACUGGUAUGGUGGUGCCAGUUGUAAAACCUAGCAAUCCUCAGAAAAGACCUACUGAUCCUGAAGCUGUUUCCAAUGCACAAGCACUUAAAAAGUACAAUAUACAGUGCUGCAAAAGUAACAAGAUUUCUUGUACUCAUUGUGGUAUUAAAAUAUGCAAGGAUGAAAUUCGAAUUUCGAAAAAGGUUAAAAAAAAUAAUCAGAAAAAACCAGAUUUAUUAUCAUACCAUGUCAACUGUUUUGUGAAACUAAGAAACGAACUACAUUUCUAUGCUGGCGGGGACAGUAUACCCGGAUUUAAGACUUUGAAGAAGAAACACAAGGAAAUGGUGUUGGCAGAGAUAAAGCCACUAAAUGAUGACGAAAUACCCAUAAAGAAAAUAAAAAAAGAAACAAGUGAAGAAGACCACAAAAAAAUUGUACAGCAAAAUGAACUAUUUCACAAAUACAGAAAAGCUUUAAGUGAGCUUUCAAAGCAAGAUAUGGAAAAGCUAUUAGAGGCAAACUCCCAGAAGUUACCUCACCGCUCUGGACCUAAUGAGCGUUUGGACCGUCUUGCCGAAUGCAUGGCGUUCGGGAAGUUGGAGCCCUGCGAGGAGUGCAAACAAGGACAGCUGGUAUUACUCACAAACAAAUAUAAAUGCACAGGCAACUUAACUGAAUGGACGAAAUGUUCCUAUGUAACUCAGAACCCGAAAAGAUCACCUAUGGUCAUUCCAGACGAGUUUGCAAAAACGCCAAUCUUUGAGAACUUUACUCCUUGUACUGAUGUAAGACUUUUUGAAACCGCACUCGAACCACAUGCAACAACUGCUACGCCUGUCGAGAUACCGCCGCUAAAAGACCUGCAGUUCUUCUUUUAUGGCGACUUUGACAAUAAGGAACAAAUUCACAAGCGUAUCUUAAAGUUGGGCGGCGUAGUCAUUACUAAGUUAGUCGACACUACCGCUGCUGUGAUCUCUACCAAGGCUAAUGUGGAAAAAAUGCUGUAUAAAAUGCAAGAAAUCCGAUCUAAAGAUAUUCAGGUUAUUGAAGAAACAUUGUUCGAUGUAAUUGAAAAGGCCGGCUCUUGCACUGUCGCUCAGUCAUUGGAACUGAUCAAAGAAAAUAAUAUCGCUGAUUGGGGAUCCGACCCAGCCGCGAGAGUUUCCACUAAAGUAUCAGGAGAAAAUUCUUCAAUUAUGAAGAUAUUAGGAGGAUCAUCUGUAGAUCCAGCUUGCAAACUAAACCUAAGCAAAGUCCACGUAUAUGUGGAUAGUAAUAACACCAAGUACACUGUGGUACUGUCGCUGACUGACAUCGUAGCGCAGAAGAAUUCUUACUACAAGUUGCAGGUGUUGGAAGCCGAUGAUAAGCAAAAAUACUGGCUAUUCACUUCGUGGGGUCGUAUCGGCACUCCGUGUGGUGAUUUUCGCACCGUACCCUACGAGUCUCAAGAAGCUGCAGUCGAAAAGUUCGAAUAUCUCUUUCAGGAAAAAACACAAAAUGAAUGGAGCAAAAGGGGACAAUUUAAAAAAUUUCCAGGGAAAUACUAUCCACUGGAAAUGGACCAUGUGACCGACUUUGCUUCAAACGAAACCCUGGUCGUAAGCGACAAAUGUGCCCUCGACAAGACUAUACAAAACCUUAUCAUUACACUGUUUGAUGUCACUACAAUGAAUAAGACGUUAACAGAAUUCGAGCUCGACACUGGGAAGAUGCCACUAGGAAAAAUAUCCAAGAAUCAAAUUAUUGCUGGAUACAACAUUUUGACGGAAGUUCAAGCAUUAAUUGAUAGUGGAUCUACCGAUAAAAAUAAAUUUAUAGAUGCCACUAAUAGGUUUUUCACAUUGAUUCCUCACAACUUUGGCGCGAAUAAUCCUCCAUUACUGGACAACGCGGAGAUAAUCCGCUCUAAGACGGCCUUGUUAGACAACUUGCUUGAGAUAGAACUAGCUUACAGUUUGUUCAAAAAACGAUCAAAUGAAAACAAUCCCAUAUUAGCUAACUAUUUGAAGUUAAAAGUGGAUAUCGCACUACUGCCGGACACAUCGCCGGAGUACGCGAUGAUAAACGAAUAUUUGAUCAACACCCAUGGACACACCCAUGUGAAAACUUAUACUUUAAACAUUGAAAAGGUAUUCAAAGUGAUUCGUGAGGGUGAAGAUGACCGUUACACGCCAUUUAAAAAGCUUCACAACAGACGCCUCCUCUGGCACGGAUCCCGCACGACAAACUUUGUUGGUAUCCUUUCUCAAGGUCUCCGCAUAGCGCCACCCGAGGCCCCAGUCACUGGCUACAUGUUCGGUAAAGGAGUGUACUUUGCGGAUAUGGUGACUAAGUCGGCAAAUUAUUGUCGUAAAAGCUUUUUUGAUACAGUUGGGUUCCUGCUGCUUUGUGAGGUUGCCCUCGGAAAUAUGCACAAAGUCAUACGUGCAGACCGGUCGCCAUUACCACAGGGUAUGCACUCUAGAUUUGGAGAGGGCGCUACGAUGCCAAACCCUUGUCAUAAUAGAGUUUUGGAUGACGGGACUAUUGUGCCACUUGGUAAACCUAUACGGAUCAAACCAGAUGCACGGGACACGCUUUAUUAUAACGAAUUCAUCGUUUACAAUGAGGCACAAAUCAAAGUGCACUACUUGUUGCAGGUCAAGUUCAACUACCUCGAGAAACCAAUAACAAAUUAGUCAGGAAGUUUAUCAUUUCUUUCAAUUGUAGUUGACGUUUUGACUUACAAAACGGCAUUUUACAAACCUUAUAAUUUUAUCUAAGUAAAUAAGUGGCUUUCGAGUAUAGGGCUUACAAAUGUGAAACUAUUUUUAAAACUACAAAUUUAUAGGCAUUAG
Spodoptera exigua (beet armyworm) is the source of this 3124-nucleotide messenger RNA. NCBI's taxonomy places the organism in Eukaryota, Metazoa, Arthropoda, Insecta, Lepidoptera, Noctuidae. The record is from the annotation of a GenBank genome assembly.